GGUUCAGAAGGUGCAUAAUACAAAAUGUAAAAGUCUUUGUUCUUACAGUCACUCGUUUUAACGAUAGACAAAAGGUAUAUCAAAACUUUCCUAUGCAUAUUCCCAGAAGGUUAUGCUUAUAGCAAUGUGUAUGUGUUACUAUUCUAGUAGCUCCUUAUUCUAUACAACCAUUAAAAGAUUGAGGGUGAUUGCACAUGUGUCAUUUGUUUAUUUAAUAAUAUAACUUCCUGUAUCAUUAUGUAUCUAGUUCUUUCAUGGUUGUAUAGGGUAGUGGACUAUUUUAAUGGUUAAAAAGCAAUAUGUAAUAUUAAAUGAUGGUUUAAUAUUUUAAUAAAUUGUAUAAAGUGCUCCAUGGUUUGAAAGACUAAUUAUUCCAAUGUUGAUAAAAAUUAGCAUUUUUAUAAGUUACUUGUUUCAUUUUUUCCACAUGCAAUUAUUUCUUUAUCAAUUAUACUUCAAUACAGGUCUCUGGGAACUGAUGCCAAAGCAGUUUUAUUGUACUGACAUAUUUUUUUUUUUGCAGUUUAACCAUAUUGCAGUUGUUCUCACAGCAAACUAUUCCCAUUGUAGAAUCCCAUCCUGGCUUCUCAGGUCCGCUUGAGACUAGUGACUAAGAGGCAACGCUUGCUUUCUCUUCCUCCCUUUUGACCUAACACUAGUCAACCCUAUCUAGGCAUCCCAGGCACAGAAUUUUAAUCAAUGGAUAGUUCCUGUUACUCUCAUUUCCUCCCUGUGGAGAGGCUCAGAGCAUUUACUAAUCUAAGUGCUUGGUGGAAUGUAGGCUUGGGGACAGUUUAAUUAAACUCAUUUUAUACUGGGCUUUCUCUUGUCCAUCAGUUACCUCCGAAAAAGAGCACCAGAAGCCAGUUCUGGACAGUUACAAACUCUCUGGACUCAUGACUACCGGUUUUGGUAUAGAGUCCAGCGUCCUACCAGGAUCAAGCGCAGAACACAACUCAGAUCUUGUAGGGCUCAACUGGUUGUGACAUGAUGUUCACCAAACUUACUGAAAAUUUUAGCUUCACUCAACUACCCUCACUGACUUAACUAAAAUGUGUUAAGCUCAGCACUAUCAGCUUUUCAGCUUGCUAAAAACUGUUGAGGAAUCAAGCCACAAAGGAAAUGUUUAUCUGCAAGAUGACAAUACACAUGAAGGUGCUCACCACGAGGUUGUACUCCUUGUAGCCUUUGCAAGCUUUUGUCCUUGCAAAAUACACACACACACACACGCACACUUUUUGCUACUCCUGAUGGCAGACCUUCCUACAAAAAUAUGUUCAGUGGGAUCACAACAGCUGCAUUCUCUCUGCCCCAGAAUUCGUGUAAGGAGCAUGGCUGGGCCUUCUCGGUCGUCAUUGUUGUGGCCUCAAAUGAAAGCCUUGUCACCGGGGCGGGGGCGGGAAGGCACUGGAGCACAGCAGCACUGAGAGUAUCCGAAUUCCCUCCUCUGUCGCUGAUUGGUUGAAAGCUAGGAGGCAGUAGCCAGCCCCCAGCGGCUCGACUCCCCAUUGGCUGAGAAGAGGUGGCAAUCAGGACCGGCGGAGGCCGCUCCGUCCGUUCCCCCUCUGCGCUGCAGCCGCGAUCCUGUGGCUCUGCCGCCGCUGCCGCCGCGCCCGGGUCCCUUCAGUCGUGCCUCUGCGUGGGGGCAGCCUCCCCUACUCCGGGCGGAGACACCAUGUACGGCUUCGUGAAUCACGCCCUGGAGCUGCUGGUGAUCCGCAAUUACGGCCCGGAGGUGUGGGAGGACAUCAAAAAAGAGGCACAGUUAGAUGAAGAAGGACAGUUUCUCGUCAGAAUAAUAUAUGAUGAUUCUAAAACUUACGAUUUGGUUGCUGCUGCCAGUAAAGUCCUCAAUCUCAAUGCUGGAGAAAUCCUCCAAAUGUUUGGGAAGAUGUUUUUUGUCUUUUGUCAAGAAUCUGGUUAUGAUACAAUCUUGCGCGUCCUGGGAUCUAAUGUCAGAGAAUUUCUACAGAACCUCGAUGCCCUGCACGACCACCUUGCUACUAUCUACCCAGGUAUGCGCGCACCUUCCUUUAGAUGCACUGAUGCAGAAAAGGGCAAAGGCCUCAUUCUGCACUACUAUUCGGAGAGAGAAGGACUUCAGGAUAUUGUCAUUGGAAUCAUCAAAACGGUAGCUCAACAAAUACAUGGCACUGAAAUAGAUAUGAAGGUUAUUCAACAAAGAAACGAAGAAUGUGAUCAUACUCAAUUUUUAAUUGAAGAAAAAGAGUCAAAAGAAGAGGAUUUUUAUGAAGAUCUUGACAGAUUUGAAGAAAAUGGUACCCAGGAGUCACGCAUCAGUCCAUAUACUUUCUGCAAAGCUUUUCCUUUUCACAUAAUAUUUGACCGGCACCUGGUGGUCACACAGUGUGGCAAUGCCAUAUACCGAGUGCUUCCCCAGCUCCAGCCUGGGAAUUGCAGCCUUUUGUCUGUCUUCUCUCUGGUUCGUCCUCAUAUUGACAUUAGUUUCCAUGGGAUCCUUUCACACAUCAAUACGGUUUUUGUAUUGAGAAGCAAGGAAGGAUUGUUGGAUGUAGAGAAAUUGGAAUGUGAAGAUGAACUGACUGGGACUGAGAUCAGCUGCUUACGUCUCAAGGGUCAGAUGAUCUACUUACCUGAAGCAGAUAGCAUACUUUUUCUGUGUUCACCAAGUGUGAUGAACCUGGAUGACCUGACAAGGAGAGGGCUGUAUCUGAGUGACAUCCCUCUGCACGAUGCCACGCGGGAUCUCGUUCUUUUGGGAGAACAAUUCAGAGAGGAGUACAAACUGACCCAAGAACUGGAAAUCCUCACAGACAGGCUGCAGCUCACCUUAAGAGCUCUGGAAGAUGAAAAGAAAAAGACGGAUACGUUGUUAUAUUCUGUUCUUCCUCCAUCUGUGGCCAAUGAGCUGAGACACAAGCGUCCAGUGCCUGCCAAGAGAUACGACAACGUGACCAUCCUCUUCAGUGGUAUUGUAGGCUUCAACGCUUUCUGCAGCAAGCACGCAUCCGGAGAGGGGGCCAUGAAGAUCGUCAACCUUCUCAAUGACCUCUACACCAGAUUUGACACACUGACUGAUUCCCGGAAAAAUCCGUUUGUUUACAAGGUGGAGACUGUUGGUGAUAAGUACAUGACGGUGAGUGGCUUACCAGAGCCGUGCGUCCACCAUGCACGAUCCAUUUGCCACCUGGCCUUGGACAUGAUGGAAAUUGCUGGCCAGGUUCAAGUAGAUGGUGAAUCUGUUCAGAUCACAAUAGGGAUACACACUGGAGAGGUAGUUACUGGUGUCAUAGGACAGAGGAUGCCUCGAUAUUGUCUUUUUGGAAAUACUGUCAACCUCACAAGCAGAACAGAAACCACAGGAGAAAAGGGAAAAAUAAAUGUGUCUGAAUAUACGUACAGAUGUCUUAUGACACCAGAAAAUUCAGAUCCACAAUUCCAUCUGGAACACAGAGGCCCAGUGUCCAUGAAGGGCAAAAAAGAGCCGAUGCAAGUUUGGUUUCUGUCCAGGAGGAACACAGGAACCGAGGAAACCAAGCAGGACGAGAGCUGAAUCUCGGCCUGUGGGAUGAGGAGGACAGCAGGGCGCCCCUGACACAGAUCACACCAGGGAGCAGUUACUCCCUAUGGAUAUAGGUUUUGCUUUGUCCUUUUCGGUUAGCCCAAGCCUUUCUCUGGGUGUACCUUUCUUGAUUCAUUAUUCAACUUUGGCUCUGCUUCCAAUUAGUUUCAAAGUGUGAUGUAUUAUCUGAAGUUUGGUUUUAGAUGUGGAUGAUAUGCGCUUCAUUUGUCUUAAAAUCUACUACAAGCAUUACCUAACGUGGUAAUUUGCAAGUAGUAGGCACCCAAUCAAUAUUUGUUGAAUUUAAUUAAAUGAAACUGAACAGUAUUUGGCCAUGCAUAGGUAUGCCAUGGUUUACCAAAUCUGUUUAUUGCUCCAUAGGUAUAUAUAUAAUAUAUAUAUAUAUAUGAGUAUUUUAAUGAUUAUAACAUAUAACAAAGUUUAUACCAUGUUGGUGUGUAUCAUUUUCUAAAGGAAUGAACUCUGAGUUUUAGGGAAAAAAUGCAAUUUAUUUUCCGACUCCCAAAGUAAGCAUUAAUAUACCAUGCUAAGAAGAUAGGGACUAUUUCGGAUUAUGCUCAUUUCCUUUCAGAAAUAUGCAAUAUACUUUUCUGUCAUUGAAACAUUUGGUUGCUUAUUCAAAUCAUGGGACAACUACAGUUCCUCUAAAAUGCUAUCAUUUGUAUUGUAUUCCUUGUGCCAAAUAUCAUUAACCACACACAGCUGUUACAGAGAGCUGUGUUGGUUCACUAUGAGCUGUCACAUUAGCUUGGGAUAAAUGUUGGAGGCUCUGACCACAUCCAAGAAUAAAGCUGGAAACCCUGCUGGAAUGCUCCCAUUAGUCAGAGCCAUUCCUGGCCUUUUAUUUCCAGAAAUUAGCUGCUUUUUCUUAGCUUAGGAGAAUGUGAUUAUAUCCAGGGUAUCAUGUUCAGAAAAGUUACUUUAAUUUUACGUAGAAUGCAUUUCUAUAGGAAUGAUUGUCCUGUUGUUCUUAAAUAUCUCUGAUAAUUUAUUAAUAUCUUAUCUUUAUAAAAUACAGUCCAACUACUUUUGUGUAAAAAUGUUUGUCUUUAAAUUUAGUAUUUCAUAUCAGCACAUUGAUAUAUAUGUAUAAAUGAUCCAUGUUAAUGUAGAAGAGAAUCUGCAAUAAAUUAUUGUUUCCACUUGUCUCUAGACAAAUUUUUAUUUCAAUAAAAAUGUUAUUAAUGUUUUUA
This is a messenger RNA of Manis javanica (Malayan pangolin), 4758 nucleotides long. It is a transcript of the gene GUCY1B1, whose product is annotated as guanylate cyclase 1 soluble subunit beta 1. Gene Ontology annotation, biological process: response to oxygen levels; cGMP biosynthetic process. Gene Ontology annotation, cellular component: guanylate cyclase complex, soluble. NCBI's taxonomy places the organism in Eukaryota, Metazoa, Chordata, Mammalia, Pholidota, Manidae. Gene Ontology annotation, molecular function: guanylate cyclase activity; heme binding. The record is from RefSeq and is a predicted model, not a curated record.